Messenger RNA from Felis catus (domestic cat), 1892 nucleotides. It is a transcript of the gene SMYD1, whose product is annotated as SET and MYND domain containing 1. Gene Ontology annotation, cellular component: nucleus. The coding region runs from base 80 to 1552 and encodes 490 amino acids. The record is from RefSeq and is a predicted model, not a curated record. Gene Ontology annotation, molecular function: protein binding; histone H3K4 methyltransferase activity. NCBI's taxonomy places the organism in Eukaryota, Metazoa, Chordata, Mammalia, Carnivora, Felidae. The transcript is spliced from 10 exons.
GCUGAAGGUGCUGAAAUAGCAAUGACAGGGGACUUGGCUCCGUGUUAAAUAUCUGCCGAGCUGCCUGAAAGACUCUGAAAUGACAAUAGGGAGAAUGGAGAACGUGGAGGUCUUCACUUCUGAGGGCAAAGGCAGGGGUCUGAAGGCCACUAAGGAGUUCUGGGCUGCGGAUGUCAUCUUCGCCGAGCGGGCUUAUUCCGCAGUGGUUUUUGACAGCCUUGUUAACUUUGUGUGCCAUACCUGCUUCAAGAGGCAGGAGAAGCUUCAUCGCUGUGGACAGUGCAAGUUCGCCCACUAUUGUGACCGCACCUGCCAGAAGGAUGCUUGGCUGAACCACAAGAACGAGUGUUCGGCCAUCAAGAGAUAUGGGAAGGUGCCCAAUGAGAACAUCAGGCUGGCGGCCCGCAUCAUGUGGCGGGUGGAGAGAGAGGGCACUGGGCUCACAGAGGGCUGCUUGGUGGCUGUGGAUGACCUGCAGAACCACGUGGAGCACUUCGGGGAGGAGGAGCAAAAGGAGCUGCGGGUGGACGUGGACACUUUCUUACAGUACUGGCCACCCCAGAGCCAGCAGUUCAGCAUGCAGUACAUCUCACACAUCUUUGGCGUGAUUAGCUGCAAUGGCUUCACACUCAGUGACCAGAGAGGCCUGCAGGCAGUGGGUGUGGGCAUCUUCCCCAACCUGGGCUUGGUGAACCAUGACUGUUGGCCCAACUGCACCGUUAUAUUUAACAAUGGCAAUCAUGAGGCAGUGAAAUCCAUGUUUCACACCCAGAUGAGAAUUGAGCUCCGGGCCCUGGGCAAGAUCUCAGAAGGAGAGGAGCUGACCGUAUCCUAUAUCGACUUCCUUAACGUCAGUGAGGAGCGCAAGAGGCAGCUGAAGAAGCAGUACUACUUUGACUGCACGUGUGAGCACUGCCAAAAAAAGCUAAAGGAUGACCUCUUUCUGGGGGUGAAAGAUGACCCGAAGCCCUCUCAGGAAGCGGUAAAGGAAAUGAUACAGUUGUCCAAGGAUACACUGGAAAAAAUUGACAAGGCUCGCUCUGAGGGUUUAUACCAUGAGGUUGUGAAAUUGUGCCGGGAGUGCCUGCAGAAGCAGGAGCCGGUGUUUGCCGACACCAACCUCUACACGCUGCGGAUGCUGAGCACUGUUUCAGAGGUCCUCUCCUACCUCCAGGCCUUUGAGGAGGCCUCGCACUACGCCAGGAGGAUGGUGGAUGGCUAUAUGAAGCUCUACCACCCCAACAAUGCCCAGCUGGGCAUGGCCGUGAUGCGGGCAGGGCUGACCAACUGGCAUGCUGGGAACAUUGAGGUGGGGCACGGGAUGAUCUGCAAAGCCUAUGCCAUUCUCCUGGUGACACAUGGACCCUCCCACCCAAUCACCAAGGACUUAGAGGCCAUGCGGAUGCAGACGGAGAUGGAGCUGCGCAUGUUCCGCCAGAACGAGUUCAUGUACCACAAGAUGCGUGAGGCCGCCCUGAACAACCAGCCCAUGCAGGUCAUGGCAGAGCCCAGCAAUGAGCCAGCCCCGGCUCUGUUCCAUAAGAAGCAAUGAGGACCGGCCUGGUGGGGGAGGGGCACCGUGGCUGGGGACCUGGGGAGACGUUCUGGAGGUGGUAGGUUUCUGGGAAGACCCUUGAUGAGGAAGUCGGGGUCAUGUUCACGCUUGUUGCUGUGGGAGUAUACUGCUCUAUGUUCCUAAGUUCAUUUUGGUCCAUUUAAACUCAGUUCGAUUCAGUUGAACUCGACCCCAGCCCAGCCUAGCCUAGCCCAAUUUAUCCUGUAAAUAUUUAUUGGGUGGUAGACCCAAGGGAUAAAGAGGCUUCAAAUGUAGCUGGGCAGACAAAAUGUAAACAAUUAAAGCACAGUAUAAUAAUAAAUGCAAUGGUAAACUA